ACUGGCCACAUGGAAGUUUCUGGUAUCAAGUCAAAAUUUAAGCUGAAUCCUCUAACAAAAGUACCCGGCUCCCAUGGCAAGAGGGAUAAAGAUUUACCAGGAUCUCUCCCAUGCCAAUCAGGGCACAAAGAAAGGAAGCUGAGUGCUUCACAGAUGCGAGCUUUCCAAGAUGCCUACAACUUCUUCAACAAGGAUAAAACUGGUUCUAUUGAUUUACAUGGAUUGAUGUGUACUUUAGCUAAGUUGGGAAUGAAUCUAAACAAGCAUGAUGUUUCUAAUGAAUUACAAUGUGCUGAUAUUGAUCGAGAUGGGAAAGUGAAUUUCUCAGACUUUAUAAAGGUGCUAACAGAUAAGAACCGCUUCCUAAAGGCUGUGGUUCCAGAAAAAGAUAAAUGUUUAGAUUUAGCUGGCAACCCAGGGAUUCUGUUAUUUGAAAUCCUAUCAAAGCUUAUAGAGACUUCAGCCUUACCCAAAAAGGCUAUAAAGGAAAUAGUAAGGUAUUUCCGAAGAAAAUUCCAAGAAACCACCUCAGGAAUACUAUGGAGUCCCUACACUGCGGGUUAUGGAAAAAGGAGAUUUAAACCAGACAUAUGCAUACCUCUGGGCUCAAGCACAGCCGCCUUUGCUAAUGCUGCCCGGAUUGCAAUAAUGAAAGAAAAGGAUUUAUUUAAAUAUCUUGAGGAGCUCAAGAGAUGCAGUCCUCCUUCAGAUAAUCCAUAUUCAAAAAUACCCAUCUUUCCAUUGUUUCCUAAUGUGGAUGGGCUGGUAAUGGGAAAGCCAUUCAAAGACAUACAGAAAUUAGAAAUGCUCAGGAGAAAGGAGCCUCUGAAAUUCUUUGAGAACUAUUUUUUCCAUAAAAGAGAUUGGAAAAUGCAGGCAGCAAAAAUAAAGCCUAUUGACCCUGCCUCAGGCUACCCAACUGACAUCCUCGCCAUUGACCAAAUACUCAGGAAAAAACAGAACUGGACAGUGACUGAAGCAGCUACUAUUAAACCGCAUGUGAAGAGAGCUAUAGAUACUUAUAACUUAGGAACUGCUCUUGAGCACCGGAAAGAAAUGCUAAACCUCUGGCAGAAGAUCCGAGGAGAUUUGAUUGAAAUGGACACUAAAAAUGAGUCCUUUUAUGACGCCUUUUCUACUUACACAUGGUCCUGGAAUGUUUGCCAAGAAUUACUUUCCCCAAAGGACUUAAGGUUAUAUGAUGCUUACGUGAAUAGAAAUUCCUUCCACAAUUCUUCAUUCUCUUCCUCUUCGGAUAUCAGUGAAUGUGACACAGAGGCAGAAAGAAAAAGAAAAUGGAAAGGUUUCAAAGGGUUUCGACAAUGA
Molecule: messenger RNA, 1326 nt
Organism: Pteronotus mesoamericanus
Lineage: Eukaryota; Metazoa; Chordata; Mammalia; Chiroptera; Mormoopidae
Gene: EFCAB3
Product: EF-hand calcium binding domain 3
Exons: 9
Coding region: 10-1326 (438 amino acids)
Molecular function (GO): calcium ion binding
Source: RefSeq, a predicted model, not a curated record